ACAAAAUAAAUUCAGCUUUUUCGGAAAACACGUCACUUAGUUGUUAGCAAACUGAAAUACUUAUGGGUUUGUUGUGCUCAAUGAUCGUAGUUGGUAGCUCGUGGACAGCUUGAAGAGGUUAUCGGUGUGAAAGGUCAGGCUGCUCGCCUUCGCUGCCUUCUCUAUCAGUUCCAAACAUCUGUGAUAAAAAUUUGUGGCCAAAACCGAAGGGUGAGAAUUGUAUACAUGGUACUACACCCAAGCAUCCUUAUCACGCCCGGUGAGUGAACAAAUUGUCGGCUGGAAAAUGACUUCAUUCAAUUCGUUAUCUUUCAACAGUGAAAUUUUACCAACGGGAAGAUGAAACAGAAUGGCCACGGACAAGGAAUGUUUCCCAAGAGAAAGUCCAAGCUGCGGGUCUCCCCUUCUGGAGCGAGGUGAAAGCAGCUGACGGUUUGGAUGUCUUCAGACUGAGCAGAAGGACUGAGUCUCAGGAUGCAGAAAAGUUUCUUGGAGACUGGGUUACUUCUAUUCGCUCUGCUCACCUGGGUCGUUUGUGAAGAGUUCUUCCACAUGAGAAACCGGCAAGACAAUAUCCAGUAUAGGACGAUGGAAGAUAAAAAUAUCGUCACGUCCACCGAAAAAGCCGAGGAAAUUCUGAAACGCUAUGGUUACCUGCGAUGUGGCAGACGCAGAGGUUCAGGCCUGAGGCAUAAAGAAGGCCGGCAAGGAGGACGCAGGUGCUCUGGCGAAGAAAUCAAACAAGCUGUCAGGCUUUAUCAGCACACCUACAAUAUGCCGGUCACCGGAAAACUGGACAAAGCGACUCUAAGGAUGAUGAGUGAAUCAAGAUGUGGUAACCCGGACGAUGAGAACAAAGCGGUGCCUUUCAAACCUAUGAUCAGUCCCAAAAGAAGACAUUGGCGGAAAGGUCACAGUUAUCAACCCCUUGCAAGGCACAAAAGAGAUAUCUUUUUUGAGGCAACCAAUUUGGGAAAAGAUGGACAUAUUUUAUCCUUUCCAUCACAACCAUACCAGUCUGAAAGUGCGGAACAAAUUGAUUGGGUCAACGCAGUUGAUAAUCUCCACCGAAAUGAACCGGUUGCACAUCAUUUAGAGCAAAAAGAUAUUUUCUCCCGUCUGGUGGAUAGCAGUGAGGAUUUGUCAAGUAGAUACCAUCUUCAGACUAAUGCUCAGAAUGAACUCUUUCCAACUUUUCCUAAAAUCACACACAGACAGAAACUAUUAGGUGAUGUCUAUCUGAUGAAGGGUGUCUUCCCACUUUCUACAGAAGUUGGGAGGUCUUCCGCUUUCUCAGGUAGGACAGAAAUCCUUCCACAAAGAGCCGAUCCUGUCCGUGAACUGUUAAUGGGAGACAGAAAGCCCACAUCGGAGGAACCUUUGCCAGCGGGGACAUCGAUCACCAGAAGAAAAAGGUGGUUGGAAAGAUAUCUAAAAGAUUUAGAGAGUGGGGCACUGGACAAGCGGUUGCACGAGCAGCACGAAGAUAUGCAAAGACGCCGACGCCGCAAGAGGUCAGUUGCAUCAGGAGUAGAAGGGCAAUCUUUCACAAAUGAAGUAGUCACUUGGAGACUAAUAGGAUCGGCGUACAGUAACCAACUAGCAGUGAAUACCCAGAGAGCAGCGUUAGCUUUAGCAUUUCGGAUGUGGAGUGAGGUGAUUCCUCUGGUUUUCCAGGAAGAUAUUCGAUCUCCUGUUGACGAUGUUGAUGUUCUCAUCGCAUUUGGGAGAGGAGAACAUCUAAAUUGUCCGAAUCAUUUCGAUGGCUUCGGUGGGCAAUUGUCUCACGCAAUCAAGAUGUCCGCCAACGCCGAGAUCCAUGUAGACGAUGACGAAUAUUUGACCGUGGGUUCGGACCAAGGAACCAAUCUAGUGAAGGUGGCGGUGCACGAAGUUGGUCACGCUCUUGGUCUCUUUCAUACAUCGAGAAACUAUUCCAUCAUGUAUGCCAUCUACUCCCAAGUCAUACCGAAUAACAACUUUGAACUCGGAUGGGAAGACAGAAAGCUUGUUCAGAACAUUUAUGGUAUCUGCAAAGUUCGAUUUAGUACUGUUUUUGAUUGGGUGAGAAGGAGACCGGAUGGACAACUAAUUUAUAACACCUAUUUCUUCCGCGACAACAGAUAUUGGAUGUACGAGAACAGAUACAACCGAACCCGAUACGGAGAUCCCCUACACAUCAUGCCCGAGUGGAAGGGUAUACCGGAUGACGUGGACGGUUAUGCCCAUGUCUGGACGUACACACAAGAUUCUGCUUAUUUCUUCAAAGGCCACCACUUCUGGUUAUAUAACAGCGCCGAAGACAGAGUAGCUGCUGGUUAUCCGAAAAAUAUAUCUUCUGAAUUCAGAGCCAUACCUGGUAGUUCUUUUCCGAACAUUCCCGGAAAUCUGGAUAGCGUCUUUUUCGACAAGCGGGAUGGAAAUUUAUACUUCUUCAAAGGAAAUCAAAUUUAUGCAUACGACGUAUCAAGAGGAAAUGAAGGUUGCUGCUUGCCUGGAUAUCCAAAGCAUUUGCAUCAAGAAUUUCCAAGUGUUCAUAAGGAAUCCAGCUUACCAUCGUAUUUGGAUGCUGUAUACUACUCCUACACGGACCGAUCCAUGUACUUUUUUAAAGGCAUCUACUACUGGCACAACGUAGCUUUUAAUCCUUUGGACCGGAGGCGGACGAAUAAGAUCAGAGGACCUUGUCUUAUUUCAUCCAAGUGGUAUGAUAUAUGCGACGUGGAGGCUUGAUUGGAUAUCUAAGUUGCUCUUGUCAGUAAAAUACACUUUAGGAAUAUGUUGGAAUUCUAAGCUGGCUUAGAUGUAGAUAAAUUAGUUAAAGCACAGUCACUUUGAAGUUAUCUGAUUCCAGAUUACCCAGUUAAAAUCUUUUCAAAUGGUACCCACUUGAAGAUAAACCAUUUUUAGAACUGUUACCCAGUAUGAAAAGAUUUUCAUUUAUUUCUGGCUAGCGUCUUAGGUACAAUCUUCUCAGAUAUUAAGUAUGUGACUGAAAAGGAUUAUGUAGUGUUCGAACUCACACCUUCCAGCUUAUCAUGGAAGCUAGACAGUGGAGCUUAGUUGAAUGCACGAAAUUUAAUUUUCGAGUUUCUUCCGUGCAUUCUGUACGUAAUGUCUAAUUUACUAGAAUUUUGGAAUUCGUAUUGAAAACAAGUAAUACUACAAGCAAACUAGUAAGCAGAGUCUUGAUGUCUGAACAUUUGACAUUCAGAGUGAAAUUAAAAGAGAAUAAGUCUUGAAGGUAGAACUAUAGAUUCUGUAGAUUUUUUCGAUUUGGUGGAGAUUAAUUCUGCUAUUAUUUGGAACGCUGAAAUUUGUGACUGUGAUUUUUAGAUUCAAAGAUAUUAUCACUCACCCCGUAUAUGUACAUUUUUAGUUUUUCCUCCCGUAUUUUUGAACGCAGUCCUUUGGGCGAAGAUUUACAUGACGGUGAUUUGUACUGUUGAUAUUUAAUUUUUUGUGAUUUAAUUUUGUGACUUGUAUAUAUAUAUAUAUGUAUGACGAAACUUAACACAGUGGAAAAAAAUUUGUGUAUUGUUUUUUAUACUUAGUUUUGUAUAGUUGUACACUUAAUUUGUUUAGUCUUCUAAAGUAAACAGCAGUUUUUUAAGAGCUAAUAUGAAUAUUUUUGAAUAUUAUAUUUAGAUUUAAUUUACUUCCUCUGAGCACUCUCAUAAUCGACUCUUAAUACUGUUAUUUCAGAUAUCCUAAACGCGAGAUUUUACAGUUACUAUCUAGUUUCAUGUCAAAAACAUUAUCUGCUUAUGUUAAAUGGAAACCCUUUUAAUUCAUAAUACGUUUUAGAAUUAAAAUGCAUCUCUUUUA
Molecule: messenger RNA, 3828 nt
Organism: Stegodyphus dumicola
Lineage: Eukaryota; Metazoa; Arthropoda; Arachnida; Araneae; Eresidae
Product: matrix metalloproteinase-21-like
Biological process (GO): extracellular matrix organization; collagen catabolic process; proteolysis
Cellular component (GO): extracellular matrix
Molecular function (GO): zinc ion binding; metalloendopeptidase activity
Source: RefSeq, a predicted model, not a curated record